Pongo pygmaeus (Bornean orangutan) is the source of this 7172-nucleotide messenger RNA. RefSeq names its product polycomb protein SUZ12-like. NCBI's taxonomy places the organism in Eukaryota, Metazoa, Chordata, Mammalia, Primates, Hominidae. Gene Ontology annotation, cellular component: ESC/E(Z) complex; nucleus; RSC-type complex. Gene Ontology annotation, molecular function: chromatin DNA binding. Bases 68 to 523 code for a protein of 151 amino acids. The transcript is spliced from 4 exons. The record is from RefSeq and is a predicted model, not a curated record.
AUUGCAGGCGCUCACUCUCCGGGGCCGCCCGGCGGGUAGCUGGCGGGGGGAGGAGGCAGGAACCGCGAUGGCGCCUCAGAAGCACGGCGGUGGGGGAGGGGGCGGCUCGGGGCCCAGCGCGGGGUCCGGGGCAGGCGGCUUCGGGGGUUCGGCGGCGGUGGCGGCGGCGACGGCUUCGGGCGGCAAAUCCGGCGGCGGGGGCUGUGGAGGCGGUGGCAGUUACUCGGCCUCCUCCUCCUCCGCGGCGUUACCGGUGAAGAAGCCGAAAAUGGAGCACGUCCAGGCUGACCACGAGCUUUUCCUCCAGGCCUUUGAGAAGCCAACACAGAUCUAUAGAUUUCUUCGAACUCGGAAUCUCAUAGCAGCCUUGAACGAGCAGGACUCUUGCAGAUUUCACUUCACCUCCUGCAGACAAGCAGCGCAGGGAAAAGCAUUACUGUACUUGUCUGUGGAUAUACCUGCAAGCUGUCAACGUCUGGGAGUGGUGGCUCACACCUGUAAUCCCAGCACUUUGGGAGACUGAGGCACAUGGAUCGCUUGAGCCCAGGAGUUCGAGACCAACCUGGGCAACAUGGUAAAACCCUGUCUCUAUAAAAAAUACACAAAAAUUAGCCGGGCAUGGUAGCAGAUACCUGUAGUCCCAGGUACUCGGGAGGCUGAGGUGGGAGGAUCAAUUGAGCCCAGGAGGCAGAGGUUGCAGUGAGCUGAGAUCGCACCACUGCACUCCAGCCUGGGUGACAGAGCAAGACCCUGUCUCAAAAAAUAUAAAAAUAAAAUAAAAAACAAGCUGUCACUUGCUCCACUCCUGCCCUAGGAUCUUUUCCUGGGAAACUAGUCUUGUUUCUGGGGUCAGGCAGGGCCUGGCUCUACAGUUCCCUUAGAGGAGAAGAUUGGGGAGUGCCUGGGAGGCCCUUGGGUGUGAACCUAUGCUCCUGGCUGGCUCCCAUUAUAGGAAUUAGGCCAGAAGGCAGUCACCUGCUCUGCUGCUGAGGAGGUCAGACCCUGUCUGGGCCUCUGUUUUAUUGCCUGUAAAAAGGAACAGCAUUACCUGCCUUACUCCCCUAUCUUUCAUUCAUUCAACUCAUUUACUGAGUGCCCCUUACAUGCCAGGCACUGUGCUGGAGGACUCCGGGACCACAACAGUAAAGGAAAUAGACAAAGCCCUCACCAGGCCCAUUAGUUUCUAGAAUGAUGGGAGAGGGAAAAUAAUCAAAGAAUCCUACUAAUUGAUAUAAAAUUCCAACCGUGGAAAAUAGUUUCAAACUCCAGGGGUGCUAAUUCAGGGGCUGGAGGUGGGGGGCGCAGAAUCAGGAAAGGCCACCUUCCCUGAGAACAGAGCAGCUGAGUGGGUUUCUGGAGGCAGGUCCUGACAGUCCUGAUUCUUGGGAGGAUGGAUGGCUCCAAUUCUGGCCACUGUGACUGUGCCUGGGCUUGUUGGAGCUUGUUAGCUACCCCACCUCCCCUGAGCCAGGAGUAUGAGACUUAGGAUGGGUAGGUGCUGGCUAGAUACUAGUGAACUGAAUAACCUCCCCCUGCAAGCUGCCCCCCACCUGUGGUCCCCUAGAGAGAGGAAAUUCCACAUUAAACAUUCAAGCCUCUGGAUUGGCUCCACUCUCCUCCCUCCCCUUCCAACUCCUCCCUACCACUUACACAAAAGCUUGGCCCAGUUAGGUCAGCUGCAGUGAGGGAGGGGUACUUGGCUAAAUCCUUGGAAUUAUUUCUUAGAUAAAGAACUAAGGCUAGGAGAGGCCAAGGUCCCUCAUCAGGAAUGGGACAGGGUGUGGCUCAUCCCAGAGCCAGAGCCUGCGGUACCCACUAGGGUAGAGGUCUAUUCUAACUCCUUGAAAACAGCUGCAAUCAGGUCACUGGCCUGCUCAAAACCAUCCUGGGAUUUCCAUUUCGCUCAGUGAGAGCCAAGUCCUUAUAAGGGCCUUAGCCACCUACCUCUUCUCUGUCCCUCUCCCCUGCUUUGUCCCCCUCCUUGUGCUCAAGCCAUGCUGGCCUCCUGCUUUAGGGCCUUUACACUUGCGGUAACUUUUACCUAGAAUGCUCUUCUCCUGGAUAUCCGCCUGGCCGGCUCCCUCACUUCCUUCAAGUCUCUACUAAAAUGUCACCUGACCCUCCUAUAUAAGCAACUUCCCUCCUUCCUUGCCUCCUGGCACUCCCUAAUCCUUUACCCUGUUUCAUUUUUUUCCAUAGUGUUUAUCACCAUCUGAAUUAUAACUUUCUGGUUUCUUUGUUGUCCAUCUCCCUUUACUAGAGGUCAUGAUGGCAGGGACUUUGUUUUCAUCACUACCAUAUCCCCAGCACCUAGAAUAGUGCCUGGCCUGUGGUAGAUGCUCAAAAGACGAUCGUUGAAUGAACUCUCAGUCUCAAGGAGAGGAGAUUCAGCAGCUGGAGCCCCAGAGCAUGUGGAGAGGGUUGCCAAUGUUGAGCUGCACUGUGGAGUCCAGAGCCCAAGAAUCUCCACCUAGAAGGAAGCUGAGAAAUCACAUCUCCACCCAUCCAACCGUUUAAAAGACAGGGAAACUGAGGUCCAGAGGGAAAGGUGACUUACCCAGAGAGAGCUAAAAAGUCCUGCCUGUCAAAUUUCUACAGGAAAGAAGAAAUUUCUACAGGAAAGAAGAUCGCAAAGGAAAAGAUCUGUAGACUUAUUUCCAUCAGAACAUAAAGCCUUAAUUCAAAGGCAAAUGACAAACAAAGUAGGACAAAAUCUUUCUUUUAAAAUAUGGCCGGGCACAGUGGCUCAUGCCUGUAAUCCCAGCACUUUGGGAGGCCGAGGCGGGUGGAUCACCUGAAGUCAGGAGUUCAAGACCAGCCUCAACAUGGAGAAACCCCAUCUCUACUAAAAAUACAAAAUUAGCCAGGCGUAGUGGUACAUUCCUGUAAUCCCAGCUACUCGGGAGGCUAAGACAGGAGAAUUGCUUGAACCCGGGAGGCGGAGGUUAAGGUGAGCCGAGAUCACGCCAUUGCACUCCAGCUUGGGCAACAAGAGCGAAACUCUGUCUCAAAAAAUAAAAUAAAAUAUGACAAAGGGUUACUAUUUUAACUAUAUGUGGUAAUAACCUGAAGAUCCCUCCCUCAGUAAACAGAUAAAAACCAAGUACUGAGAGGUUGUAACACAGAACAUGCAUGUGAGACACACAAAUGAGUUCUUCUCCAGCUUCCGAAUAGUGAGAAAAACACUGUGCCUUUGAUCUUGUUCUUUGCAGCCAACACAUUAGCAAUGAUUUUGUUUAAAAUGAGAAAGCUCAAAGCUGGUAGGGCUACAGUGAAACAAACACUGCUGAAGGACUGUAAAUACACCCUUUCAGGAAAAAAUUUGGUAGCCUUUAAUCAAGACCCUUGAAGCCUCUAAUUCUACAUGUACGUCUCUAAAGGAAAUAGUCUCAAGUACAGAGAAAAAGCCUUAUGUGCUAAGAUAUUCUCCAUAACAUUAUAUUGACAAGAGUAAAAAAAAAAAAAAAGAUAACCUACAUGUCCAACAGUAGCGAAAUGGCUGAGUAAAUUAUAGUCUAUCCACUCCAUGAAUAUGAGUCAUUAAAAUGAUAGGUUCAAAGAGAUUAUAAUAAUAUGGAAAACUGCUUACAUAAUAAUUUGUAUGUAGAAAAAACAGAGCUUGUUUAUGUGGCAUGGUCAUAGGCAUAGAAAAGAAUUGCACUGAGUAAAGACUGGAAACCAUGGCACCAAUAUAUUAACAGAAGUCCUCUCUGCGCGGUAGUAGGGUUAGGUAAGAUUUUCUUUUCUUCUGUUUAAAAUGUUUUCAACCCUUCUGAUAUAAACAGAUAUAAACAUAUGUUUUAAUCAUGGAAAACAUAAACAUUUUAAAAAUCUGAUGAUACUCCUCUCCUUCAAAUGUAUUCUGGCUCAAUUGCCGAAUAUCAGCUUCAUGCUCCUUGAUGUUCCGGAGACAUCACUAGGAGCUGACUUUUAUGGAAGCAGGCAGCACCAUACUGAGGGCAUUACAUACAUUAUCUUACUGAAUCCUGACUACAGCCUUAUGAGAUAGGUAUUACAAUUGUUUUUUCUUUGAGAUGGAGUUUCACUCUUGUUGCCCAGUCUGGAGUGCAAUGGCGUGAUCUCGGCUCACUGCAAUCUCUGCCUCCCAGGUUCAAGCGAUUCUCCUGCCUCGGCUUCCCAAGUAGCUGGGAUUACAGGCAUGUGCCGGGACACCUGGCUAAUUUUGUAUUUUUAGUAGAGACAGGGUUUCACCAUGUUGGUCAGGCUGGUGUCAAACUGCUGACCUCAAGUGAUCCGCCCACCUCGGCCUCCCAAAGUGCUGGGAUUACAGGUGUGAGCUACUGCGCCCGGCCAGGUAUUAUUAUUUUUACAGAUGAUGUAACUACAGCAUAGAGGGAUGAAGGGAAAUGGUUUUUCUCACUCUGGGUACAGGUUUUCUUUUCCUUACACCUACCUGUUCUAGUGCUUUCUGUUAUUCUAAGCCUUAGUAUAUGUUAGUCUCUUUGCCAGUAAUACCCUUCGUACUUUGCUUGGCCUAUUCAGCUCCUUUUCAUCCUUCAAAACCCACCUCUGUGUCCCACUUCUAGGCAGAAUUAGUCAUUGGCUAAUAUGUACUUCCACAAUACUGGGUUCAUACAUUUAACCCUGGUUUUAAACUUAACCUGGUUAUAAAUAUGUGUUCCCAGGUUUGUCUCCUCUUAACCCCUACCCAUGUCCUGCCUCCAGAUGCCCUCCCCAGAGGGCAGAGAAAAUUUUUUUCACCUCUGUAUUCCCUAUCCCUGGGCUUGACAUGCAAUAAGAUAAAAUGUUAAAUAACUUUGAUGACAUGCAUCAACUCCAGUCAAUUGAUUGCAUCUGUCUGGAUUGCUACAUUGAGAUGGGCUAUUUUUCCAGCUUUGUGGGAAGGAGUCCUGCGAUUCAUUCUUGAUGUCUGCCAUGGGCUUGGGAAUGGUAAGUACUGGCACUAAAAACUGUGUUGUCCAACCCCAGGAUAUGUACUCAGUAAAUUUUGAGAGGCUUUGGGGAAGUGCCUGGAAGUCAUAAGGGUUUCUCUCUGCUCCCAGUUGGAUAAUGCCUAUGAGAGGCUGUCUAUACAACCACUGUGACAGAGAAGAUUGCAACAGGGAUUCUUCAUCCAAACAGCAGUCUUAUCACAGCCUCCACCCAAAACCUAUGCCUCCUUUUUGCAAGAGGCCACUUACAGCUUCCAAAGACCUCUUCAUGAUUUUAGACACUGAGAGGAAGGAAGGAGACAGCAUGAGAGAAAAGCUAUUUUCCUUUUUGAGAUGUUGCUUCUCACAUAGCAACCCUAAAAGUCAAAGCAGCAUCCUUGUCACGACUAAGGGUGUUCCCAGCACUGAGUAGAAGCUGCAACUGUGUCCCCGUUGCUGUGAGACUUUGACCAAGUCCCUUUCUGGCCUCAAUUUUCUCAUCAAUGAAAUAAUUUCUGGGCCUCUAUUUCCUUGUCUGUGAAAAAUGAAGUAAUAAUAUCUACCUAUGGGGGGGAUGUUUGGGUCAAAUGAGAAAAUAUAUAUGGCCGUGAGCUUUAUGUGGCUGUGUCCAGGUGCCAGAGAUGAUGAUUGCUGUUGAACUGAGCUUGAAGGUAGGAGGGAUUUCACCAGAAAGAAGUGAGGCUGUCCCAAGUGAGAGGAAAAGUUGGGCCUUAUAGAGGGAUGCUACCCAGAAUUCAGAGAAGUACAGGGCUAGAGGUGCAUUAAGUGCAUAAAGAUGUCAUUACCGCAUGGGGGAGGUUUCACAAAACACUUUCUGUCUUUGGCCUCCUGCCCUUGGUUUCAUUUUAAACACUUUCCUUUUGAUAGAGCCUUCGCAUCUAUCCAUCUAUUCAUUUAGCAUCUACCGCCUGCCAGGCCCACUGCUAGGUGCUGAGGUUACAGACAAGAAUUUACAUAAUUCCUUCCUUCUAUGAGUCCUCAGGCUAGUGGGAAGCAGCACAACAAAUCUCAAAUAACAAUAACAAAAGCAUGCAGUAGGAUGAAUAAUUUCAGAGAGAAGGUGUGUGUGUGUCAUCAAGAGAAAGUCAAAGGAUUCACAGAGGAGCUGAAUUUUGAAGCAUGAGAUGGUAAAAAGGAGUCUCCAGGACAACAGAGAGAAGACAUGAUAAAGGGCUUUCUGUACAGUGGGAAAGGCAAGUUCUGAGAGACAGCAAGGACACCUAUUGUGUUGGGGGUACUGAAGUCAUCAUAGGACACCCUGAAGGAAAUUGAGCCAAGGCCUCAUGUUCACAAAGCGUUUCAAUUUUAGACAUUAGUCCCAGAGACUCACUCCCUAAAUUGGUCUUUUAGUUGGAGUGUUUAGUCCAGUUACAUUUAAUGUAAUUACUGAUAUAGUUGUGGUUAAGUCUACCAUCUUGCUAAAUCUUUCCUUUAACUAAAAAAUUUUUUGAUAGUGUCUCACUAUGUUUCCCAGGGUGGUCUUGACCUCCUGGCCUCAAGGAAUCAUCCCACCUCAGCCUCUCAAAGUGCUAGGAUUAUAGGCAUGAGCCACCACACCCAGCCUUGCCAGAUCUUUUCUUCUUUUCCUACCUGUUUUGUUUCUUCUCCUUUCUUAUCUUUUGGGUGAAUUAUAUUAUUUCAUUUCUGCCUUCUUCCCUUCUGUCAAGGAUUAUAACCCCUUAAGUCCGCCCGUAUUAACUCCCCACCAAUGCUUUCAAAGAAAGAAGAGCAUACUUCACACAGUUUUGGCCGGAGGUGGUGGUUCACACCUGUAAUUCCAGCAAUUUGGGAGGUGGAGGCAGGCAGAUCACUUGAGGCCAGGAGUUUGAGACCAGCCUGGCCAAUAUGGUCAAACAUUGUCUCUACUAAAAAUACAAAAAUUAACCAGGCUUGGUGGCACGUGCCUGUAGACCCAGCUAUUUGGGAGGCUGAGGCAGGAGAAUUGCUUGAACCCAGGAGGCAGACAUUGCAGUGAGCCGAGAUCAUGCCACUGCACUCCAAUCUGGGCAACAGAGCGAGACUCUGUCUCAAAAAAAAAAAAGUCACAGUUUUAACUGGUGUCCCAAUUUCUAUAGUUCUCUAUGAAUAUAUUUACUCAUGGGGACCCAUGGGGCAAGAAAAUAUAUAUGUGUAUGUAUAAAUAUAUAUGUAUAUAUUAAUUCUGUAAUUAUGCUGUGACUAAUACAGUUAAGUAGCAUUAUAUUGUGUGUUACAAUGUGUUAAUUUAUUAAACAUAAAUAUUUAAAAUAUGCUAUGAAA